CGUUCAUCGCAUCCGCAGCCUUCGCUUUCUGCACAGCUUCGAUCUCGUGGGUUUGUGCUCGGCCAUCCUCAAUGCACCGUAAGUGUUUGUAAAAAUGCCACCUUUGCUUGCAACCAUGCGACCUCCCAUCUUCAGCUCUAUUAGAGACAUCGUCUGGAAGUGCCUGUGACUUGGGUCUUCAACUCCGUUUGAUGAUCACUGCUGAUUCACACUUCCGGCUUUGUCUUUGUUGACGAUGUUGUGCAAGAGGUGCAGCGCUGGAACUCUGAAGAACCUGUUGCGGUGUUCUGGUUUUCAAAGUCCGAUAUUCUCAUCGCUGUGCCGAAGCCAAAACCCUCCUUGCGUGUACACUCAGGUUUGCUGCUAUGUUGAUGUAUAUAUGAAAUGGAAAAAGGACUCUUACUAUGACUCCAUCGAGCAUAUCCACCAGUCCAUUGAACUUAAGCGCAUAGUUUCCUUGAAAAACUGCAUAGCCCAAGGCCCCAAUGGCUGCAUUCCCAUCUCCGACGUUUCAAAGAGAGGAUUAGAAUUUGGCAUACCCAUAAAGGUUGCGAGGUUCUUGAGGCUAUACCCAUCCGUUUUCGAGGAGUUUACUGGUCCCCAGUACAAUCUGCCUUGGUUUAGGCUAACCCCAGAAGCUGUUGAGAUAGAUAUAGAAGAACAGAGGGUGUAUGAAGAAUUUAAGGAGGAUCUGAGGAAUAGGCUGAGGAAGUUCAUACUUAUGAAUAAGAAUAGGGUUCUGCCGUUGAAGAUCAUUCAAGGGAUGCAUUGGUAUUUGGGGUUGCCUGAUGAUUUUCUCCAUGACCCUGAAAAAAAUCUGGAUGAUUCUUUUAGAGUUGUGGAUAUGGGAGAUGGCUUAAGGGGAUUAGCUGUUGAUCCUCCAGGGAGAGUCUUGUCUAUGUUGCAAAAGAAUGCCUUGAAGAGAGGAUUGGAUCAUGGAGAUUUGAUGGAGGCAAUUGAAUUCCCAUUUUUUCCCUCUAAAGGUGUAAGGAUGAGAAAAAAGAUUGAUGCUUGGUUGAAGGAGUUUCAAAAGAUGCCUUAUGUUUCCCCUUAUGAGGAUUGCUCCAACUUGGCUCCAGAUAGCAACGUAGCAGAGAAACGAGUUGUGGGCGUUCUUCAUGAAUUACUUAGUCUCUUUGUGGAGCAUUCUGCUGAAAGGAAGAAGCUUUUAUGCCUCAAAAAGUAUCUGGGUUUGCCACAGAAAGUGCAUAAGGCGUUUGAGAGGCACCCACAUGUCUUUUAUUUAUCUCUUAGGAACAGGACUUGUACAGCGAUUUUAAAAGAGGCUUACAACGACAAGAAUGCAAUAGAGAGACAUCCUAUGUUGAGAGUGAGGCAAAAGUACAUUAAGUUGGUGAAGCAGUCCGCUGUUAUUUUGAAGAAGCGACGGACAAACAACCGAGUUGUCAAAAUUGAAAAUGUGAAAGAUCUAGAUCUGGAUUCUGUGGAAGAGACAGAACUGAAAAAGCCAAGUCUACUAUGUGAAUGAUUCUCAUUGGUGGAGAGCACUGAUGGAGCUCAAAAUGCAAUAA
Molecule: messenger RNA, 1532 nt
Organism: Rhodamnia argentea
Lineage: Eukaryota; Viridiplantae; Streptophyta; Magnoliopsida; Myrtales; Myrtaceae
Product: protein WHAT'S THIS FACTOR 9, mitochondrial
Exons: 1
Coding region: 236-1489 (417 amino acids)
Molecular function (GO): RNA binding
Source: RefSeq, a predicted model, not a curated record